Molecule: messenger RNA, 17488 nt
Organism: Podarcis lilfordi (Lilford's wall lizard)
Lineage: Eukaryota; Metazoa; Chordata; Lepidosauria; Squamata; Lacertidae
Source: the annotation of a GenBank genome assembly
AUGGAGACGUUGGCUUGGGCGCUGCGCUGCUCGAGGGCCUUUUGGCGGCGCGUCUCCGGCCCGGAGGAGCAGCGGCUGCUGGAGGGGAUGAGCUACGGGAUGGUGGGCAGCAUGGCGCUGGCGAUGCUGGCCACCCGCUACCUGAAGAUCCCCUACGGGCGCUACGCCUCGUCCGCCUACGGGCCGCCCAUCCCGGCCAAGGUGGCCUGGGCGCUGCAAGAGGCGCCCGCCUUCCUGGUGCCAAUGGGGCUCGUCUGGGGCAGCGACGGCGCCCGGCUCGCCUUCUGGCCCAACCGCUUCCUCCUGGCCCUCUUCGGCAUCCAUUACGCGUACAGGUGAGCACGGCUGGCGCAGGUGUGUGUGUGGGGGGGGUUGGCCUUCCCGGGACCUGGAGGACCCGGGGAAGGAGCCCCGACGCCGGAGGGAAGCAGCCCGGCAGCGAGGUCCCCGCCGGGGUUGUUCCAUUCUUCCUCCGGCUGGAUGAAAUCGGCGGAGGAAAUAGAGGUCAAAACUUCACAAUGCAAUGUAGAAUGACCUUUUAUUUAAAAUGCAUCUCUGGGUUAUUUGGGGGCCAUAGGAAUUUGUUCAUAUUCCCCCCCCCCCAAAUAUAGUCCAGCCCCCCACAAAGCCAGGGACAGUGGACCGGCCCCCUGCUAAAAAAGUUUGCAGACCCCGGAUUUGACCAUUGUGACCAGUAGCUACUGGUAGCUUCUUCCAUUAAAUUGUAUAGCCCAUUUCAAAGCCUCCACAUCUUAGGCAUGCAAAUUCCAUCGUUUAAACCACUUGCUGUGUAAAAAUGCAUUUCGUUUUGUCUGUCCCGAAAUUCCUACUAUAGUCAUACCUUGUUUUUUGAAUACAGGGGUGCCCCGCAAGACGAAUGCCUCGCAAGACGAAAAACUCACUAGACGAAAGGGUUUUGCGUUUUUUGAGUCGUUCCGCAAGACAAAUUUCCCUAUGGGCUUGCUUCGCAAGACGAAACGUCUUGCGAGUUCUUGCGAGUUUGUUUCCUUUUUCUUAAAGCCGCUAAGCCAUUAAUAGCCGCAAAGCCGCUAAGCUGCUAAUAGCCGUGCUUCGCAAGACGAAAAAACCGCAAGACGAAGAGACUCGCGGAACGGAUUAAUUUCGUCUUGCGAGGCACCACUGUAGGUUAGUUCCUGAACGUUUUGGCUCCUGAACGCUGCAAACCCGGAAGUGACUGUUCUGGUUUGUGAACUAUUUUUGGAAGCUGAACAUCCGACGGGGCUUCCGAUUGGUUGCAGGAGCUUCCUGCAGCCAAUCAGAAACCACGCUUUGGUUUCUGAACCUUUUGGAAGUCGAAUGGACUUCUGGAACGGAUUCCGUUUGACUUCCAAGGUACGACUGUAUUUAGCUUCAUUGGACAACAAGGUUACGCCUGUUGGUUCUAGCAUUAUGAAAGAGGAGAAAUAUGGAUUGGGCAAGAGAUUUGGGACCUAAUAUAAUGUUUGAAGAUUGGGAAAGGUGGAGGAAAGGAGUCAAGUUCACUGCAUGUACUGUGUUAAAGGAAAAUAUUAUGAAAAUGAUGUAUAAAUGGUACUUAAGCCCUGUAAAAUUAGCAAAGAUAUAUCAUAACAUAAUCCAUGCUGGAAAUGUAAAGAAAAAGAGGGUACCUUUUAUCAUAUGUCAUGGACCUGCCCCAAGGUGAAAGACUUCUGGGAGAAGAUUUAUAAUGAAUUGAAAAAAAUGUUGAAAUAUACAUUUAUUAAGAAACCAGAGGCCUUUCUUCUUGGAAUAACAGGUAUGGAAUUGCCCAAAAAAGAUGUUAGAUUGUUUUUGUAUGCCAGAACUGCAGCUAGAAUUUUGUUAGCCAAGAAUUGGAAAUCACAAGAAGUCCCAACAGUAGAGGAAUGGCAGAUGAAGAUGAUGGACUUUUCGGAGCUAGCCGACCUGACUGGAAGAGUCCGCGACCAGGAGGAGGAGGAGUACCAGGAGGAAUGGAUGAAAUUCAAAGACUAUUUACUUAAAUACGUUAAGAUAAUUUAACUGGAAAAACUUGCAAAUAUAAGAUAGGCUUAGGAUUUAAAUAUGUGAUGUUAGAGAAUAAUAUGUUUAACGUUAAUAUGAAAAGAAAGAUGUUAAGUGAUUAAGUUAAUUUUAUGAGAAAAAGUGGUUUUGGAAAACUGUUACAAUGAUAUACACUGAAAUUCAGGCAGGGAGGAAGUCACUUAACAAUGUUACUAAGACUGGAUCAAGUACAGUUCAGAUCUAUGUUUGUUUGUCUGUUUAAAAUUUUGGAAAAUCAAUAAAAUUUAUUUUGUGCUAUGCUGAAUAGAAGGCUCUGCUUAUUAAGGGGGAUGUCGAUGGUCUUAUACCUUUUGCCUCAGGCCUCAAAAUCUCUUAGGUUGGAAAAUGUCCUGUGUGUAUAUGCAACUUUCUUCUUUUGCCCCUGACCUUAACAUACAUUAUGCUUUAAAAUACCAUUUUUGAACCACUGCUAUUGCAGUUUGUCACAUUUUAACCAGCACCCACUCUUUCUCUAUUUUUCUUUUUACAACUUUGGUAUGCCUUUCCCUGCCCUUUCCCCUAAUAUGUGACCCGAUUUGUAAGGUAAGCAUUGUGAAUUGGGGACAGCUUAAAGGAGUAACCCAGUUCCUUCUCAUCUUGUAUUACUCAGCUAAGUGGAAUCCUUGCUACCUUACGUUACCAAAAGCAGGGUUAUUUGAUCACAAGCUGUGCUUUAAAGCUGCUGUCAAUAUGAACGCUUACAAGUAAAUGAUUCAUUUUUAAAGUCAUAAAAACGUGUUGCAAAGUGCAAACGAUAGCUUUUUCUAAACGUAGUUGUAAAAAUACGGAAAGAUUCACACCAUAAUUACAAAGGGACCUUGAUCUUCUCUGUAUCGUUCCGUUUUUAAGCUUCUGUGAGCACACAUAAUUCAGUGUUUAGGUAAAUAUGACCCAAGGUUCUUGCACCAUAAAAGCUAAUUUGCCUGUGUGUCUACAACUUAAAGGCAGCAAACUGCAAAUACAAAAAUACGUAUGCGGCAGUGUAUGCUGCGAAAUCUAUUCUAGCAAAGAAAGGGGGCUGAAGCCCAUUACACCUUUUCAGAUACUUAGACAGCAAUGCAUUCUGGGAAGCAGAAACUUACUUUUGCAUAAAUAAGGCUGAGGGUCUUGAGACCUUUUUUGCUGUCUUCCCCAGCGCCAAUCCUAUCAUUAGAGUGAGGUGGCAACUGAUUUGGGUGGUCAUGAAAGGGGAACUGUAGUUAUUAUUCACAGCCGUGGUUUGAAGUAAUUGAAGUUUCUGAACAGUCUUCAGAGAUGGCCCCAUGUACAAUGCGUUGCAGUAAUCUCAUCUGGAUGUUACCAGGGCAUGACAGGCUAUUCUUCUUCAAGGACGGUCACAGCUGGCCUUCUGCAUCACUGAAACCAGUUAGGUCUCCAGUUAACAAAUGGCUCCAAGGAAGGCAGAGUGCUUGUAAACACUUCACCUUACUUGCCCAACUCUGGAAUGCAAUUGGACAGGCUCUGGGAGGUUCUUGCAAGAUCUCGUGGGACCGUCUGAGUUCCUGAGAGAUCUCGCAAGAGCCUCCCCGAACAUAGUACAGUGGUACCUCAGGUUACCGUAUUUUUCGCUCCAUUGGACGCACCGGACCAUAGGAUGCACCGGAUCAUAGGAGGGGGAGAACAGGGAAAAAGAUUUUUUUUCUUGUUCUCCCCCUCCAAAACAAGGUGCGUUCAAGGUACAUUCACCAGAGCUUGUGGGGCUGGCGGUGGGGGGAAGCGCUGCUUUCCCCCACCGCCAGCCUCAAAGAUCCCUGAAGCAUAUGGAGCGCAGCGCCCCGCUGCCCUGCACAGGUUUGCGCGCAGCCGUCCCCAAGCUAGAGCAGCGAGACGGAGCCCUCCGUCUUGCCGUUCUGGCUUGGGAACAGCCUUGCUCGCUUCUGCAGGACAGCGGGGUGAAGGCACCCCGCUGCCCUGCAGAGGUUUGCGCGCAGCCCUCCCAAGCUAGAGCAGCGAGACGGAGCGCUCCGUCUCGCUGUUCUGGCUGGAACAGCCUGCUAGCUUCUGCAGGACAGCGGGGUGAAGGCACCCCGCUGCCCUGCAGAGGCUUGCGCGCAGCCCUCACCUUGGAGCAGGUUUGCGCGCAGCCGUCCCCAAGCUAGAGCAGCGAGACGGAGCCCUCCGUCUCGCUGUUCUGGCUUGGGGACGGCUGCGCGCAAACCUCUGCAGGGCAGCGGGGUGCCUUCACCCCGCUGUCCUGCAGAAGCUAGCAAGGCUGUUCCCAAGCCAGAACAGCGAGACGGAGGGCUCCGUCUCGCUGCUCUAGCUUGGGGACGGCUGCGCGCAAACCUCUCCAGGGCAGCGGGGUGCCUUCACCCAGCUGUCCUGCAGAAGCUAGAAAGGCUGUUCCUAAGCCAGAACAGCAAGACGGAGCGCUCCGUCUCGCUGCUCUAGCUUGGGAGGGCUGCGCGCAAGCCUCUGCAGGGCAGCGGGGUGCCUUCACCCCGCUGUCCUGCAGAAGCUAGCAAGGCUGUUCCCAAGCCAGAACAGCAAGACGGAGCGCUCCGCAGUGCUCUGUCUUCCUGUUCUGGCUUUGGGCUUAGCGGCGCAGCCUGCAUUCGCUCUAUAGGACGCACACACAUUUCCCCUUAGUUUUUGGAGGGGGAAAUGUGCGUCCUAUAGAACGAAAAAUACGGUACAUACUCUUCAGGUUACAUACGCUUCAGGUUACAGACUCCGCUAACCCAGAAAUAGUGCUUCAGGUUAAGAACUUUGCUUCAGGAUGAGAACAGAAAUCGUGCUCCAGCAGCGCGGCGGCAGCAGGAGACCCCAUUAGCUAAAGUGGUGCUUCAGGUUAAGAAUAGUUUCAGGUUAAGAACGGACCUCCGGAAAGAAUUACCGUAUUUUUUGCUCUAUAAGACUCACUUUUUCCCUCCUAAAAAGUAAGGGGAAAUGUGUGUGCGUCUUAUGGAGCGAAUGCAGGCUGUGCAGCUAUCCCAGAAGCCAGAACAGCAAGAGGGAUUGCUGCUUUCACUGCGCAGCGAUCCCUCUUGCUGUUCUGGCUUCUGGGAUUCAGAAUAUUUUUUUUCUUGUUUUCCUCCUCUAAAAACUAGGUGCUUAUUGUGGUCUGGUGCAUCUUAUAGAGCGAAAAAUACGGUAAGUACUUAACCUGAGGUACCACUGUAAGCAAGUCUGUGGGCUUAAAAGCUGUUGACACACUGGGAAAACCCAGCGCAAAAGAGACUUUGAGGUUCUCUGCCUUGCAUGCAAUUCAUUUGCUGGCUUGCCUAUCUAUCUGCCAUUUAUGAUUAUCUAUGAUUAUCUAUUAUGAUAGAUGUAUACUGCGAAAGAUGAAGUAAAAUGAAUAUCAGAUAGGUGGGACUUGGGGAAGCCCACUUAACAAUGUUUAGAAAAAUAAGGAUAUGACAAGAAUUUGUUUGUAUUGUUUGUCUUUUCUGUUUGUGUUUUUUAUUUGUGUUGUAAAAUGAAUAAAAAAAAAUUUGGGGCAAAAAACAUCUUCAGAGGAGGCUUCUGCUUCCAUGAGACCCUGGAAAUGCAGCCGCCCCAUACGGGGAUCAAACUGCGGUUAUCAGCACCACGCUUUAAGCAACUGUGGAGGCUACCAAGGGUUUUCAGAAGCCAGGAAAAACCAGGGUUUCGAAACAAACAGAAGGCUUCCUGAGCCUCGGGGGCUUCCCCAUUGCAGACUGUUGCCAAUGAGCAUGCAGCGCAUUACAGGGGCAAGGGCAGCGUUGACAUCCGCAUGCACCCUCUCAUUUGCGUCCUUCUCUGUUCUGAUCCAUAUCAGAGCAGGGUGGCACUCACACUACCCAAAGCAGCCCUGCCUCAUCUGUUGGUGCAUCGUGCACAGAUGAUGGAAGAUGGCUUGAAGUGAGUUUCUUUGGGAGAUGCUGAAAAGCAGGACAAAAACAAGUAUUUUCACUCUAUGAGACGCACCAGACCAUAAGACGCACCUAGUUUUUGGAGGAGGAAAACAAGAAAAACAAAUAUUCUGAAUCCCAGAAGCCAGAACAGCAAGAGGGAUCUGGCUUCUGGGAUAGCCUCUUGAUGUUCUGGCUUAUGGGAUAGCUGCGCCAAGCCUCUCCUGGGCAGCGGGAGGAAGGCUCCCCCAAGAGCUGCGCUCCCUUUAAAGAGCCGCGUGGAGCAUGUGUGCGGCUCUUGGGGGCUUUUCCCCUAGGAGGGAGAAGGGCAGCCCAGCUCUUUAAAGUUAGCGCUGAGCAGAGCCUCUCGCCUGCCUUCGCUCCAUAAGAUGCGCACACAUUUCCCCUUACUUUUUAGGAGGGGGAAAGUGCGUCUUAUAGAGCAAAAAAUACGGUAAGUAAACAUGGCUGCUGCUUGGUGAGUCUGAAAAAGGAGGCCACUCGAACCAAAAGAGGCUUUCUUUUGCUUUUCAAGUUUUUGCAGCUUGUCGUUAUUUUGGGGGAAAGAAACCCUCUGAAACACUGGAAAUUUCCUCCUUCACCCCAAGGGACUUGCUGUGAGCUCUCCGGGUGGGGGGCGUUUCACACUGUCCAUAAGCAAAACCUCAAAUCCGCAGGGUCAUCUUGUUUGGGUGAUGGACAUUCUCCUCGGGUCUCAAACUGCUUCUGCCUCGAUGUCUCACCCCAAGGAUUAAUUUCUGAACCAAGGGUGGCCUUUUACUUGGGUUUCGUAGCCAGGAAAACAUCAAGAAUGCACUUUUUUGCACUACAGACCAAGUUUACACCAAAGAUACUGAUAAUGAGGAAACUGCGGGCACUGGUAACAGUUUUGUGCACUUUUCAGGCAUUUUAAAACCGUGGAUUAGCAAAAUUAUGGAGAGGAGAGCAGGAUCACACCCAUUCUCCCCUCUCAGCCUGGAACAGUCUCGGAUAUGGCAUAGAGAGUUGUCAUUUGUGGAGGGGAUUGGUGAAAAUGGGAUGUGCUCAAAUAUAAAGGGUAAAGGGACCCCUGACCAUUAGGUCCAGUCGUGGCCGACUCUGGGGUUGCAGCGCUCAUCUUGCUUUAUUGGCCGAGGGAGCCAGCAUACAACUUCCGGGUCUUGUGACCAGCAUGACUAAGCCGCUUCUGGCGAACCAGAGCAGUGCACGCAAACGCCGUUCACCUUCCUGCCAGAGCGGUACCUAUUUAUCUACUUGCACUUUGACGUGCUUUCGAACUGCUAGGUUGACAAGAGCUACGGGAGCUCACCCCGUUGUGGGGAUUCGAACCACCAACCUUCUGAUCGGCACGUCCUGGGCUCUGUGGUUUAACCCACAGCGCCACCCGCGUCCCUGUGCUCAAAUAUACUUGAGUAUAUUUGCAGAAAAACAAAUGGGAAGAUUAUUUGGGACAGUUCUCCACCUCCUUUACUUAGGAAAAUGCAGCAGCCAAUAUUGAAGGGAGGCUUCAACUUUCCAGAUAUUAGUUUAUACCAGACGGCAUAUUUGUUAGCAUGUACAAAGGAUUGGCAGGUUUCUCCUUCUAUCAACACUCCAGCUUGGGUAAUUUUAGAGAUGACUUAUUUAGUAACACCUUUAUUUGGAUGGUUAAUGUUGGGGUCUAUGUAUAAUAAAAAGAAAGGAUCUAAACCACAUUUAAUUUUAGCAGCUAGAAAGAUACAGGGUAUACAGGCUUGUCAGUUGCAGUUUGACCCAUGUGCUCGUACUAAAUUAAAUUUAUGGGAUUGGAAGAUAGGCAGCCUUUUUUGCGGACGAAAUAACAAAAUGGGUUGAAUGCGAUGUGUGUGUGUGUGUGAUUUGCUAUUUUACAAUUUGAAUAUAGAUUACCAGCAAGUACGAAAUGGCAGUAUCUUCAAUUACAGCCUUUGCUGGAGUCUAUAUAUAGCCCAUCUGCUUUGAGAUCUUUGGUAUCUCCUAAGGCGUUGGAGGAAAUUAUUGGAUCUUCCCAGAAAGAACAACCUGUACCUGUUGUUUAUGAACGCUUAACGGAACUUCGUAAGGGAGAAUUUCAAGAACUCAGAGGUGCCUGGAAUAGUAGGUAAUGAGAAUGUAAUAUGCAGCCUAAAGAAUGAAAAAUUGCUUUAGAAGAGACACAGAAUAUUACCUUAGAAUUGAAAUACCCACCGUUCCAACAAUAAUUAAUUGAGUGUAUUGGACUCCACAACAUUUGUAUAGGAAGUCACUGUCUAAUAGAGAUAAACGUUGGUGAUGUAACACCUUGGUUGAGGUACAUGUUGCAAGCUUGUCCGGUGAUGCACUAUUUCUGGUCUGAAGUUUUUAUCCGCAUUGGCAUCUGUUUCGUAUUGGCAAAAUAUUUGUGUACUUCUAAAAUAUAUUCUUGUAGGAUGGGAAUAACAGCAGGACAACAAAAGUGGAUUUUUGUGAGCCCUUAUGAUAGCUAAGAGACUCAAACUUCAAACCUGGAAGGGUAAAUUCCAUGGUGACAAUUGGACGUAUUUCAUACAGACAUAGAUUUUUGUGUGGAUACCUAUCUGGACAUUUGGGGAGCUUAUCUUAACUUACAUAUUUGACUUAAGAUUUACUGAUGAUUUAUUGUACUGUACUCAAAUUGUGAACCUAUUGUGGCUUUUUUGGGGGUUAGUAUUAUUUAUAUACUACUUUUAAUUGUCUUUAUUAUUUUGUUCUCUUCCCUUUCUCUUCCUCUGUUAAAUUCACAAUUUAAAAAACGAUUAAUAAAUGAAAGACCAACUGACACAGGGCCUGGAAUUCUACAGCAUCACUGAGUCUCACCUCUGCUAUUGCAGGAGCAAAGCCUCCCUCUGCCGCUGACUUGUCUAUGGAGGGUUGUCGACCCAGUAGGCAGAUUCUGAGGAUUUCCUGGUUAGGAAAGUUUUUAACGUUUUUAUCAUGUUUUUAAUAUUCUUUUGGGAGCCGCCCAGAGUGGCUGCAGAAACCCAGCCAGAUGGACAGGGUAUAAUAAUAAUAAUAAUAAUAAUAAUAAUAAUUCCCUCCUCCUCCUCUUUCUUCUUCUUCUUCCCUGGAAGUAGACUGGCCGGGUGCCUUGGAGAUGAAGGCAUAAUAUACAUCUAAUUAAUAAAACAGAUCUGCCUCCUGCUUCACUGUAAACAAGGAAUCUUUGCUUCCUGACCUACUGAUGCCAGUCAUUUCAGUCCGAUGAAUGCUCUCCAUCGCAGAAGCGACACCCAAGGGAGCCUGCUACAGAUACACCUGCUACAGAUAUGGCUGAAAUGAAGGCUCCCUCCAGUGCUCUUGAAUGAUACCAUAUUCGAUCCUGGCUCUGCAAACAGUGAGGGGGAAAAGCUUGCCUAUUUCUGGACUGGAUUCCUGGACACCCUUUAAGUUGCACUCUAGGAAUCAUCUGGUGCACAGACUAUUAACAUCAAACGAGCGAAGUCACUCAGCCCCUCAGGAAACAAUUAUAGGCUCCUCCCUUGCCUCGUCUCUCAACAAGUCACAGGUGUCCUCCUUCCCUGCCCCACCUUCCUGCAAGAAGCUUCGGUUAUUUAAAUAAUGUGCAUGAAGUGCUUUGAGCACGUUCGACUUCCAAAAGGUUUGGAAACCAAAGCGCGGCUUCUGAUUGGCUACAGGAAGCGCCUGCAGCCAAUAGGAAGCCCUGUUGGACGUUUGGCUUCCAAAAAUAGUUCUCAAACCAGAACAGUUUGCAGCGUUCAGGAGCCAAAACGUUCGGGAACUAAGCUGUUUGAAAACCAAGGUACGACUAUAGUAGGAAUUUCAGGGGGAAAAAGACCGAAAUGCAUUUUUACAUUUAAACUAUGGAAUUUGGUUUAAACUGUGGAAUUUGCAUCCCUAAGAUGUGGAGGCUUUGAAAUGGACUAUACAAUUUAAUGGAAGAAGUUACCAGUGGCUGUUGGGAUUUUUCCUCUAUGUGCAGCUUCACACGAAGUCAAUUAAGAGUUGCCCAACAGCCAAGACUGAGCAAAGAAGAGUUAUUUGCCUAGAGAUAUGGGACCUUGGAGGCAGCUCUAUCAUAAGGUCUCACGCAGGCAUAAUGAUUUAUGACCUACUGACUGGAAUGUGUUUUGUUGGUCAGUGUGGUGUUUCCGAGAGUCGUUUGGUUUUGUUAAGAGAGAGCUAGUUAAGAUCCGUGUAUCUGUUCCUGUAUAUAGUAACUUGUAGAGUCUGUUGUACAUAAUGUUGUUGUUUAGUCGUGUCCGACUCUUCGCGACCCCAUGGACCAGAGCACGCCAGGCACUCCUGUCUUCCACUGCCUCCCGCAGUUUGGUCAGACUCAUGUUUGUAGCUUCGAGAACACUGUCCAACCAUCUCGUCCUCUGUCGUCCCCUUCUCCUUGUGCCCUCCAUCUUUCCCAACACCAGGGUCUUUUCCAGGGAGUCUUUUCUUCUCAUGAGGUGGCCAAAGUAUUGGAGCCUCAGCUUCAGGAUCUGUCCUUCCAGUCAGCACUCAGGGCUGAUUUCCUUCAGAAUGGAGAGGUUUGAUCUUCUUGCAGUCCAUGGGACUCUCGAGAGUCUCCUCCAGCACCAUAAUUCAAAAGCAUCAAUUCUUCGGCGAUCAGCCUUCUUUAUGGUCCAGCUCUCACUUCCAUACAUCACUGCAGUGGUGCCCCGCAAGACGAAUGCCUCGCAAGACGGAAAACCCGCUAGACGAAAGGGUUUUCCGUUUUUGAGUCGCUUCGCAGGACGAAUUUCCCUAUGGGCUUGCUUCGCAAGACGAAAAUGUCUUGCGAGUCUUGAGAUUUUUUUUUUGCUUUCCCCCCCCUUUAUCUAAGCCGCUAAGCCUUUAAUAGCCUUUUAGCAGCUAAUCCGCUAAACCGAUAAGCCUUUAAUAGCCGCUAAACCGCUAAUAGCGCUAAUCCGUUAAGCCGCUAAUAGGGUUGCUUCGCAAGACGAAAAAACCGCUAGACGAAGACACUCGCGGAACGGAUUAAUUUCGUCUUGCGAGGCACCACUGUACUGGGAAAACCAUAGCUGUACAUAAUAAACACAUCUAAGUAAUCAAGUUACUAGUAGCAGCAUUUGUUCCUGCAACAGGUCAAAGUUGCAAGACACCAACAGUGGCUACUGGUCACAAUGGUCAAAAUGUACUUUAUGCAUACUGCACAAUUUGCUUAAAAGGGAUUCUGUUUUCAAUAAGCUUGGAGUUUAGUUUUGUGUGUGUGUGUGUGUGUGUGUUGCAUUUCUGCAACGUUUAAAACUAAAUAAAACCCUUAAUUUUGCAUUUAUUCCAGGGCAUUCAUCUUUCCUUUCUUAAUUCGUGGAGGAAAGCCAACUCCUGCCAUUGCAUUUUUGCUAGCUUUUGUCUUCUGCACUUAUAAUGGAUACCUGCAGGGCCGGAGUUUGAGUAACUAUGCAGAAUACUCUUUAGAUUGGCCAACAGUACUGCGCUUCAUUCUAGGUGAGUAACCUUAGGUACUAAAUACGUCACAGAUUUUCAAGUGCAGCCAUUGGCGAUGGUUCAGAACAUCAUAAUGCAAGCAGAUCGGAUACAGACAUACUGUGGUGCAUUCUCAUAACUUUUUUUUUUAAAGGUUGUGUUUCUAAACCAGCAUUCUAAUAUAUUUUCAGGUUUUUCAGGGUGGCUAAGUGGCCUGCUGAUUAAUGUGCAUUCUGAUAAUAUUUUGAGGAAUCUCAGAAAACCAGGGGAAACGGGCUACAAAAUACCAAGAGGUGAGUAAUGUGUCAUUGAAAUCCUAUGCUGCAAAUGUGUCAUUGAAACUUAAAUUAUUUUAUAAUGAAGCAUUCUAACAGUAAGGGUUCUGUGCAAGUUGCUUGUCACAGAAGUGGAUUCAAAAGGAGUAGAAGUGUUUUUUCUUAUAUAUAAAUUCCUGCGCUCAUAAAGCAGGUGUUUUUUAAAGAACACAAUAAAACAGAUUUUUCCUUUUUGAAAAUCUCUUUAGCUAUUGCUGAGACACCCGCUUUAUUGACAGUAAAAGCUCUGGGGCCGCAUCACUUUUCCUAGUUGUGUGUGCUCAAAUCCCAUUUAAUUUCCAUGCGAGUUAAGUAUAUGGAACUGGUUGGAAGGUAACCCAGUCCUACAGUCUUGACAAGGUGGUUACUACCUCUGCUGCUUGCAAAAGUGCAAGCCAAGUCUGUCUCCCCCACCGCCAUCCUCACUCGGCAGAAAUUCAACAGCAUUUAAUGAAAUGCAAAUGCAGAAAUAGCAACCAGUCUCGCCACGCAGUGCUUAGCAACCAUGCAGCUCCUUAUCAAUGGCGACAUUGUCUGUGAUCCGCUCCAUGCGCAGCUGUGCUUGGAAAGCACCAAUCAGCCAGCAGCAUUGUCACCUUACUUCUCUCCCCCCCCCGAUGCCGCUCGCAAGGUAAAGACCCUGUAGGUUUAUAUGCAAAGGAAACACCAGGCUUUCCCUCCUAGCUUCUUGAGAAACAUGGAGAGGCAGUUUCAAGCUGUGGCCCUGCGGGGAACGUGCCUUAGCUAAAACGCAACAUUUUCGGUACAGCGUGCAUUUGAUGGAGGCAGGCACACAUUUCCCAGUACUGCGGAUCACAGCCGUGAAUUCCUGAGUUUUAUUUAUUUGCCAAGGGCAUGAUGCAAGUUCACUAGGUGUCAGGGCUCUUUUGUCCAAACGAGCCUGCAACUCACUACAAGGUUACUCUGUCUUCAUUCUGGGAUUUACUGCUAAAAAAAUAAUUCCUUUGAAUUAAAUUGUAUAGCCAAGAGGGCUUCCAGAGGAAUGUACAGCCAUAUUAAAAUACAAAAUAGUAAAUAAUAAUCCAGAGAGGUUUGGAGAGGGUUUAUUUCCCCCACCCCACCCCCUGAGAAAUUGCACACCCACCCUCAAAAGACAAGUCCAAACCACACACUGACAGCAAUACUACUAAUAAUAAUAAUAAUAAAUUUUAUUUAUAUCCCGCCCUCCCCAGCCGAAGCCGGGCUCAGGGCGGCUAACAACACUAAAAUAGUGCAACAUUAUAAAAACAUUAUAAAAAUUAAUUAAAAUCAAAGUUGAUGGCAACCAUAAACUAAAGUUUUGUAAAGAUUGCCAAAGGAGGGAGUCAGGCUGUGCCCUGACCAAAGGCCUGGUGGAACAGCUCUGUCUUGCAGGCCCUACGGAAAGAUGUCAAGUCCUGCAGGGCCCUUGUCUCUUGUGACAGAGCGUUCCACCAGGUUGGAGCCGCAGCCGAAAAAGCCCUGGCUCUAGUUGAGGCCAGCCUAACCUCUCUGUGGCCUGGGACCUUCAAGAUGUUUUUAUUUGAAGACCGUAAGUUCCUCUGUGGGGCAUACCAGGAGAGGAGCUCUCUUAUCAGCUCACCAAACAAAGCUGGAGAUGUGAGUUCAGUCCCCAUUACGGGGAAGUGGAAUAUGGCCUCCCCUCCUGUUUUUCAUGCCUGACCAGCAACAGCAAUACCAAGCAAAAAAAGAGGAGCUCCCGAUAUUUGAACCCGCUUAGCCACAGCAGUAGACAGGGAAACAAGAGACACCACGGGGCAUUUUGCUUUUGCCCAGCUCCCUCAAGACUCAAAUACGUGCACUGAGAUCACAUGGGCUUCAGAAGGAGCCCAUGUCGGGGGUGGGGGAACAGCUUAGGUUUCAUAUGCAGGGGAUCACAGGUUCAAAUCUAAGGCCUAGGCCUAGCACCACACUUGAGAAGGUGGGGAGGGAGACUUCCGGUUGGUCGCCCGAUUAAUGGCGACGGGAGUUCUUUCGGCUGAAAGAGCCCCGGCGCUAUGAAGAUUGGGGUGACCGCGAGAGUGUUGCGGAACCCCGAAAAAAACCUCAGAUUGAGCAUUCUGAGGACCGGGUACCCUGAGUGACUCCCCUGCUCCCCGGGAAGCUCUAGUAAGAGCCCCGAGAGCGAGCGGGGUUGGAGACGUGGGUACUGUGGAAUCAACUCGCUUUCUUCAUUGCGCAAAGCUCCAAAGUCUGGCGAUCGUGAGCGACCAAUUUCUCUGAAAAAAUUAAGAUUUGGAAACCGUGAGUAAAAAUCUAAGGCCUAGGCCUAACACCACACUUGAGAAGGUGGGGAGGGGCUCCCACGUGAAGGCAUAGUUGAACCAAUUUGUAAGAGUGCUGUAUGAUCCAAUGGCCCUCUUGGUCCACCCUUCCCCUAGCAACCCAUGCAACCAGUGCCUCUGACUAUUUUCCUUGCUAGGCCAGCCCUAACGUCCCAACAGACCCAAACAUCCCUCCCUAUUCCCCCAUGCUGCCACAGUCUCUAUCUGGAACAUCAUGCAAACCACUGCUUUAUUUUGUAACGGAAACCAGAAGGGUGCAAAGAACCACCAUGUGUUUAGCUUCACCUCUAGCUCGGACUCGAGCUACCGUCUCUUGACAAAAGCAGCAGCCAAGAAACAGAAACGACCACGCCUGAGUCAAAUCUGUCUGCUACAAGGGCUAAAUCAAGAGUUUGCUUUCUCAGAGGAUGUGGAUGUAGCUACCAUGUACUUCAGCAGCCUGGUCUUACUCAGCUUGAGACCUACUUGCAAGCACAGAUGCAUCUGACUAUGAAGCUCUGGAUGACAUUGCAGAAUUGGGAGAAGGAAUUAAGAGUCUUGCAAAGUACAGGAUGCCACCCAAAAUGAGGGUGACCAGAGUUGCAGAUAUUUUUUGGUGAGCACCAGGAAGGGGAACCUCAAAUCCUCCUUGAGGAUCUGACUUCUCUUGUCCUGGAGCAACAACAAGAAAGAUUUACUUCUUUCUCUCUUCCUAAAAUCUUGUUCUGAGAAAACAGCUCCCCUCUGGCAAGAGUCUAACUUGCUUCUCUUGCCCAUGGAAGCGAUUGGGACAGGGCUGGAAACCAUGACUUAAUGUAACAUCAAUAUUGCUAGAAGUAGCUAUAAUUAGUUGUUUUACAACUGGGUAACUCCCAAUACUUUCGGAUUUACAGUGACUUAAAGCUAUCAGAGCAUUAAGUGCUACUACAUUUUGUUCUACAGGAGGAAUGUUUGAAUAUGUGACUGGAGCCAACUACUUUGGAGAGAUUCUUGAAUGGUGUGGAUUUGCUCUUGCCUCCUGUACCUUGGAAAGCGCUGCUUUUGCUGUUAGUACAUUCUUGAUAUUAGGAAGAAGGGCACAAAUGCAUCAUCAGUAAGUUUUCAGAAAUUCUGAUUUCUCUUGAAUUUUCAUGUGGGAGUUUUGAUGCAUACUUAUUUGUUUUUUUGUGAUAAACCAUACUUAAGGUUCCCCCUCUUCUUUGUAUGGACAUAGAACUUAUGUUUAUUAUCUAUAUUUGCUAAGGAAAGUGACAGGGAAGCUAAAUAUUGAGCUGGUUUAAAUCAUUAUCAGGCCCUUCAGUUAUUCACCUUUCCCUCCAUCUGGUACCCUCCAGAUGUUUUGCAUUAAAAUUCCCACCAGCCGUGCUGAUUGGGACUUAGGGGAAUUGUAGUCCAAAACAUCUGGACAGCACCACAUCUAAGUCAUUGAUAAAAAUGUUGAAGGAUUGGGCCCAGGUUGAAUCUUGUAGCACCCCAUUUGAAACUUGCCUCAGGUUUGAUGAGGAAGCAUUGUGAGUCCUCUUUGAGCGUGAUUUCCCAACCAACUCUAAAUUCUCCUGAUUGUAUUAUCAUCCAGCUUGCAUUUAACCAGUUUGAUAACCUAAAUAUUAUGUGGAACUCUGUUUUCCUGAAAUCAAGAUAAGUUACAUUCCCACAGUCCGCUAACUCAGUAACCCAACCAAUAACAAGGUAAACUUAAUCCGGACACAAAUCUGGGUUAUUCUUGAAAAAUCCAUGCUACUGAUUUGUGGCCGUGGUGGCCCAGUUGGAAGAAUUCACUUGGCACCAACUUUUUAAGUGUCAGGCAAAGACUUUAAAAAGCAAACAAAAAACCAGUCAUUUUAACUGUCUUGAUUAUAUACAGGUCGUGCUAUCCAAAAACUCAUUGUAUGAAAAGUCAUUUAUCCAAACAAGAGGAAUUAGUACUCUAACCUCGCCUAUACACACCAGAUUCAGAUAUCCAAAUAGCUGGAUCUGAAUAUAGUAUUGUAAACAAAUAAGCAGCCUUAAAACAAGCCUUACUUUUUUUCUGUUUUACUGACCCAUAACAGCCAUGGUGAGAGGGAAGGGAGGCAAGGGGAGAGAUUGGACAAAUAAAUGAGCAUUUUCCCCUUCCUUGUUUGCCUUUUGCAAGGUUUCAAGGGGUUUUCCAGGGAUUUUACAAGGCUUUUCAACCUUUUAGGGCCAAAAUUCCAUUGUUGGGAAUGCAUUAAAUUUCCCCAUAGGAAUCAGUGGAAAUUGUGGACUCGUUGUGUGAAUGCUCGCCUAACAAACUUAUUUUCCAAGAAUGCAUUGUGUUCGGAUAGCGAGACCUGUGUGUAUUUUAAACUGACUUUUAACUGUGUUGGUACCUGCCACUUUUAUGCUUGGGUGUUUUUAAAGAAAAAUAUUAGAUUUAUUACCUGCCCUUCACCACAAAGUAUCAGGGUGGGUCACAACAAUGUAAAAUACAACAUUAAAAAAUAGUUUAGAACAUUACAAUCAGAACUAGAACAGGUUCUAAAAUAAAUAUAUCUCAAAUAAAUUGUUUUCACUUUGGUGCGUUAACUUUGUAAACAACUUAAAAACCUACAUACGGCGAUAGAGAAAUGUAAUAAUUAAAUAACAAUCGCAUUGUUAUCAAGUUGCUUACUCCGUAAAUAACCUGUUCUACAUGAAUUUGGGUUCUAACGUACCGAAUUUUUUGCUCCAUAGGGUGCACCGGACCAUAGGGCGCACCUAGUUUUGGGAGGAGGAAAACAAGAAAAAAUUAUUCUGAAUCCCAGAAGCCAGAACAGCAAGAGGGAUCUGGCUUCUGGGAUACCGUGUGGCUGUUCUGGCUUCUGGGGUAACCACACCAAGCCUCUUCAGGGCAGCGGGAUGAAGGAUCCCCCUGCCCAAAGAGGCUGCGCAGGGCUAAGGCAGAAGCCAGGAAAGGCACGUCUGAGAGGGAGAACUGCGCAGCACCCCUUCAGCGAAGCUGGAGAAGGAACAGAAGGAGUCCCUUCUGUUCCUCCUCCGGCUUCGCAUGACAGGCGCAUCGCUGAUAGUCACCUGAAGCCUUUGGAGCACAUUGGGAACUCGCGCUGCGCUCCAAAGGCAUCGGGUUCCUUUCGCUGAAGCCGGGAGAGUCUUGCUCUCCCGGCUUCCGGAAAAGGAACCUGAAGCCUUCGGAGCGCAGCGCAAGUUCCCGCCUCGCUCCGCAGGCUUCAGGCGGCUAUCCCUGAAGCCUGGAGAGCGAGAGGGGUUGGUGCGCACUGACCCCUCUCGCUCUCCAGGCUUCAGCGAAAGCAACGCGAAGCCUCCGGAGUGUGGAGGGAGCGCUCCCUCUGCGCUUUGGAGGCUUCGCGUUGCUAUCACUGAAGCCAAGGAGCCUGCAUUCGCUCCAUAGGACGCACAAACAUUCCCCUUCAUUUUUGGAGGGGAAAAAGUGCAUCCCAUAGAGCGAAAAAUACGGUAAAUUUGGCUUUUCCUGUUCUUACUGAGGCAGUUAAGAAAUGUAUUUGUAUUUAUGAAGAUUUAAGAACAUGCCCGGGCCUUAUUUCAGAUAUAUGAAAGGUGGUAAUGUUCUAGUUUUAUACAAUUUGAGCCAAAUAGUACUCCUCACUUCUUCUGCUUCUUCUCCUUCAGCUGGUACCUCAACAAGUUUGAAGACUAUCCCCGCUCCAGGAAAAUUCUGAUUCCAUUUAUCUUCUGA